AUGUACAAUUUAAAAUUAAUUUUUUGCAUUUUCUUAUUUUUUCUAAUUUUUGUUAACUUUUCAAUUGAAAAAAAGUGUAAAUGCCUUUUAAAACAAACAAAAAAUCCUUUGUUUCAUCGUCGAUUUAAAAGAGGAGGAAAAUGUAGUUGUUUUGGAGGAGAGGGAGCUACAGAUGAUGAUUAUGAAGGAUAUACUCGCCGUCCUGGGAAAGAACCUAUGAGGGAAGAAAUUGAAGUUGAAGAAAUUCAAAGAAAGAGCAAAAAUGGCAGUAAAAGUGUUUUGUACAUUUGCGACAAUUUUUUCUUCUCCCAUGUGCAAUUUAAUGUAAAUUUUUUAAGUUUAAAUUAA
Molecule: messenger RNA, 348 nt
Organism: Meloidogyne enterolobii
Lineage: Eukaryota; Metazoa; Nematoda; Chromadorea; Rhabditida; Meloidogynidae
Source: the annotation of a GenBank genome assembly